CCCGCCCACACGCAUGAAGCAGCAAACAUGGCAGCUCCCACCGACAUCAGUCUGCAAAUCUCAGCGUCUAUCGCUGAUAUUUUGAAUGAAAACCACCAACCUCAACACCUGCAGGCUCUGAAAACGUUCACAGCUGAGUUGCGGGACAAAGAAUUCAGAGAUGCCGUGGAGGAGGAGGUGUUCUCCAGCCUCCUGAAGAUCCUGACCAGGCUGUGUGAAGAGCUGCAGGCUGCCAACGGUGACGGUGAAGAUCUGCAGUCGUUUACGUUGCAGCUGCAGCUGACUGCCGAGUGUUUCAGGGCCCAAAGGAACUCCUGCAUCCAGAGUACUCGCAACCAAACUCUGCUCAGGGAACUUGGUUUCAUUGAUGUAUCUCUUAAACUGCUGCGCUUACUUCGGCCCUUAAAUGUGGAGAGCACGGAUGCCAUAUUUGAACCUCUUCGUUGUGGGAUCCAAUUCCUUGGUAAUUUAGCAGUCGGAAACCAAAUGUGCAAAGAUGACAUUUGGCAGCUAAGCUUCCCAGAUCUUCUCCUGCAGCUGCUCAGUGUUGAAGAUGAGAAGACGGUGAACUACACCUCCAUGGUGCUCCACACAUGUCUGGAUGAAACCAAGGUGGAGGAUUUGUCGAAUCCGCAGAACAUCCAGCUGGCGCUCAGGGUGAUGGAGCUCUGCAAUACGCAGCCCGACCUGGACUGGACGGUACUCAUUGCAACCCAGCAUUUCCUCAGGUCUUCAGCUCUCGUGGAGAGCAUGUACUCUGGGAUGUCUCACCAUGAAAGAGUUACUCUGUUGGAGCUGCUCUUUGCCCAGCUCAGAGAGGAGGAAUCAGAGGAGUGUGGCGUUCCUCCCAGCGUGGCUCGUUUCCUGGCCACUUCCUUCCAGCAGGGUUGUGGAGCUGUUCUUACACUCGCUACUGGCUCUGCUUCCAGUGACGAGCAGGUCCUGCAGGAGGCGCUGACAGUGAUCAGUCUGCUGGACGUUCUGUGUGAGAUGACCUCAGACAAUAAGCAGUUCAUGUUUCUGCAGGACCAUCCUGACCUUGUGGUGACCACUGUUGAGCUCCUGGAGCAGGUUCAUGCCAUCGGGAAGGCCAGUAAAAACAUCUUCAGCGCUGCUCAGAGCUUCUCCUCCUUCGGGCCUGAUGCAGACUCAUCCUCUCAUUCUCCUGUCAUCAGCUUCAAGGCUCAUCUCAUCAGGCUCAUAGGAAACCUCUGCCACGGCAACACCAACAACCAGGACAAGGUGAGAGAACUGGAAGGAAUCCCCCUCAUCCUGGACAACUGCAACAUCGACAGCAACAAUCCUUUUAUCAGCCAGUGGGCCAUCUUUGCCAUCAGGAACCUGCUAGAACGCAACACGCAGAACCAGGAGCUGGUCGCCACCUUGGAACGCCGCGGCACCGCCGACUACUCUGCGCUCAGGGAGCUGGGUUUCCUGGUGGAGGAGCGAGAUGGAAGUUUGCUGCUCAAACCUGUCAGGAAAGACUCCUAAAAACUCUGGAGGAGCAGCGAGGAGAAAGAAGCUUCUCAGCCCACGAAAAACAGGUUCUCACGCAAAGCAAAUGUUAAGAAGGGAAAUAAGUACAUGUGCACAUGUAUACUAUAGUGUGAACAUGUAGGCUUUUUGUGUUGCAAGCCUCAUUAAUCAGCUUCUUCUACGGGUUUUAACCUGUACAUCAUCAAACAUGUAACAUCCGUGCCUGUCCAGAAUAACUGACAGCCACACUGCCGAUAGAGCAAGCAAAAAAAAGCACUUUUGAAUUUGAUAUUCCUACCAGAGAAGUAUAUAUAGCUUACUUUUCUACCUCAGUAAUGCUAACACUCAAGGUAUUCUUGGUACACAAAAGGCCCAUGAGGUCCUUGCUGGUAUAGAAGCAGAGGUCAGGAUGUCAGCAGCUCCUGCUUUGUCUUGGCCUGAGUCUGGGAAAUGAAGAGUUUGUGAGAGGUGAGCACAUGCUGGUACCUUUUGGCAACGCCGAUGCUUUGUGGUUUAAUCCAAAGACAAAGAGCACCGCAGUGUUCGGGCUUUUCGCUUUUCAGAGACAGUGAUGUUACCAGCAGGGGUUGGAGUUUAAUCCCAAGCCCAUAGUGGCUUCUGCAGUAACCAUGAAACAGAGAAUGACCAAAACAUGAUGUAAUCUACCCCCUCCCCGCCUCACCUAAUUAAACGGUGGCAUCUUGGGAAACCACGUUAUUCAAACGCUUUAAAUAGUUGCUCAUCUAAACAGAUGUAUAUUUAUUAAUACUAAGGACAUCGCAGUGCAAAACGCAAUAAUACAAAAAAUAUCCGACUAUGCAUGUUUUAUAAUCCAAGAACAAGGCUCAGCGUACACCACGAGCUUGUUUCUCUGCUUGCUUUUGCAAUAACAGCAAUGAGUCUUGUGAAUUUCAUGUCUUUCUUCUUCUACUUCCAACCUGUUGAUAAACAAGAGGGCUUAUCGCAUGCAGCAAAAAAUAAGAAACCAUCCUAAUAUUAGUAACAUCGAGUCCAUGUAAGCUAUAUUUGACUUUCUUAGAUAUUUAAUAAAUACUGUAUUUCCGUUUUAGCCGUAGCCGUGUGUUUGUGCGCUUCUUCUUUUCGGUAAACAGUGGAUGAGAGUACACUAAAAGUGUGCAUCUGCAGAGCGAGUGAAUAAAUGAACGAGUGAGUGAGUGAGUGAGGGAAUCAGACCAGAAGCAUUAGUCUGCAGAAUGACAUCCCUCCGUGCUCCUCCCGCUGCUGGAUAAGCUGAACGGUCCUGACAAGCCAACAAUGCAGCGCUUUACGGGCCGGCCCACACCCUGCUCCACCCUGUUUGCUCUGCCUCUGAUUUUUAAUGACAAAAUGUAUUGAAACAAUUGGCUGGACUCUCCGCUCAAUCCGCCAGCAUAGUGAAGGGAGCUUAUGCGGUUCCGGUCCCCAGGAUUUCAGACAGCUAACAAAACAGCUGUUACUCGCGCUCGACUGGCUGGCUGCAAUGCUUUUCAGCCCCACAGGAAAGAGGCUGUGCAAGUCAGCCGGGCUGAAUGAGGUGGCAUGGCCGCGGCCGGGCGUUCACCUCCUCGCACAUUAGCACCACAUCAGUCCAGACCAAAAUUUCUUGUUUCCCAUAUCAGCAUUUUACAACGCAGGCAUCUACUGUAGUGCGGGACCUUCAGAAACCACCUUGUUUCAGUUUAAGCUACAUGUUUGGUUCAGAUGAUGAGUUCCCAAUAAAGUAUUGUGUGUGUGUGACAGCC
Molecule: messenger RNA, 3218 nt
Organism: Amphiprion ocellaris (clown anemonefish)
Lineage: Eukaryota; Metazoa; Chordata; Actinopteri; Pomacentridae
Gene: atxn10
Product: ataxin 10
Exons: 11
Coding region: 28-1491 (487 amino acids)
Biological process (GO): neuron projection development
Cellular component (GO): cytosol
Source: RefSeq, a predicted model, not a curated record